Molecule: messenger RNA, 906 nt
Organism: Microsporum canis CBS 113480
Lineage: Eukaryota; Fungi; Ascomycota; Eurotiomycetes; Onygenales; Arthrodermataceae
Exons: 1
Coding region: 1-906 (301 amino acids)
Source: RefSeq, a predicted model, not a curated record
AUGAUGACCAACGGCUCCCUUAAGAAAGAUGUCCCCCAUACAUCAUAUUACGAAUCCACGUACAUGGCAGAAGCACUGGACGCGGCACUCGAUAUCGAAGUUGAUGGGUUCGACGAUGGAACUCUGUACUGGGAUAUGUUUCGGGAGCUCCUCCGUCAGAAUCGAGCUUUAGAUCCCCACCCAGGCCGCACCGUCGUCCUGGACGUGGGAGCUGGCUCGGGACGCAUUUUCCGAAAGAUCGCUCUGAAAGCUGCCAAAGCCGGCGAGGACCUGGCUGAUGCAAGCUUCAUUGGAUUGGACAAGUCGCCAACCAUGCUGGAAAGAGCCAAAAAAAGGGGCGCCGAACUAGCCAGUGUCGGAACAGUCUUAUGGCUUGAAGGCGACGCUGGCGACCUGCUGGCGCAACCUUCUCUCUACGAAACCAGACAGCAAGUAAGCCUGGUUCUGUGUGCAGACGGGGGUAUCGGCUAUCUCGAACGUGACGUAGAUAUCAAUAACUUCUUCUCGCAUAUCUCCCAGCUACUAUGCCCCGGAAGCGGACGAGCGCACAUUUCUCUCUUGGAGUUCCAAGUAGCUGAAGCUUACGAGAAUGGCAAAGUUCCAACUACCUAUGACGAAUCGAUGGAGUGCAUGGAUGAGAUUGGCAAGGAGCAACCGUUGGUCUUCAAAAACAUUCAUCACCAUGAGUAUGUGGAAAAUGGAAUCCACAUAGGCGAAAUGGACACGGAGGUCAUACGAAGGAAUAAGCAAGGGGAGGAGACACUUCUUGAGAUCGUCCAUUACAGGCAUCGCUUCCAAAUAUGGAGCACCGAAAAACUCAUAGAGACAGCGGAAAGGGCAGGUUUGAAGCAUGUCGAGACUAUCAAAUGGCCCCGGAUGCGCCAUUUUGUUUUUAUGUCGCCUUGA